GCCAUUUUGCAUCAUGUUCAUCUUUUAGUAUCUUCAGAGCUUUUUUCUUAUAAAAUUAUGACGUGUAUUAUUAUUUUACAUUGAAAUAAUUUUUUUUCCAAAGUUAUUUUCAUUAUCAAUGCAUUUUUUAAAUCUGAUCAAUUACUUUAAUUAAUGAGCAAAGGAAAGGAUUCAUCCCCUGCAGAAACUGCAGGAGGAGAAGAAUUUAGUGUUGAAAAAGUUUUAGACAGGAGAGUAGUUAAAGGAAAAGUUGAAUAUUUUUUAAAAUGGAAAGGAUACUCAAAUGAAGAAAAUACAUGGGAGCCAGAAGAAAAUCUUGAUUGUCCAGAUUUAAUUGCACAAUUUGAAGAACAACGAAAAAAGAAAGAAGCAGCUGCAGCUGGUAAACGAUAUGAAGACAAAGAACAAAAGAAACGAAAAAGUUCAAGUGGCCCUUUACCUACUCAUACUAAAAAAAAAGUAACUGAAGAAAAGAAACCUGAAGGUUUUGAUAGAAAUUUGGAACCUGAACGUAUUAUUGGUGCAACAGAUUCAAGUGGAGAAUUAAUGUUUUUAAUGAAAUGGAAAGGAACAGAUGAUGCAGAUUUAGUUCCUGCUCGAAUUGCCAAUGAAAAAUGUCCACAAAUUGUAAUAAAGUUUUAUGAAGAACGAUUGACAUGGCAUAGUCCUGCUCAUGAUGAGGAAAGUUCAGUAAAAGCUGAUGCAGAGUAGCGUCCAGCCUUCCGAUAUACAUACACAGCACGCUUUAGGAUUUGUCGCAUAUAACAAAAAAUAGCGUGUACAGAAUGAAAAAUAUGAAGAUUUAUUGAUUAUUGCACAGUAAUAAUGUUAUCAAUUUUUUUUUUUAAUGAUUAUUGAUGAACUACUAAAAUUGAGCAAACAAACAUUAAAUAUUUCUGUCAUUGUUAGUGAAAAAUAAUUUACAAUAUAUACUCUUAUACUUCCAUAAAAUGUAUACUUUCAAUUUUUUUUGCAACUGUUAAUUUUUAUAUUAGCUAGAUGAAAAUUGAUUCUUUAUUGUUAAUUUAAGAAUUUA
Molecule: messenger RNA, 1036 nt
Organism: Apis laboriosa (Himalayan honeybee)
Lineage: Eukaryota; Metazoa; Arthropoda; Insecta; Hymenoptera; Apidae
Product: chromobox protein homolog 1-like
Exons: 4
Coding region: 154-711 (185 amino acids)
Biological process (GO): chromatin organization; negative regulation of transcription by RNA polymerase II
Cellular component (GO): nucleus; pericentric heterochromatin
Molecular function (GO): chromatin binding
Source: RefSeq, a predicted model, not a curated record